Closterium sp. NIES-67 is the source of this 1527-nucleotide messenger RNA. The record is from the annotation of a GenBank genome assembly. NCBI's taxonomy places the organism in Eukaryota, Viridiplantae, Streptophyta, Zygnematophyceae, Desmidiales, Closteriaceae.
UGCACCUUAUCCCCCCGCUGCGCCUUAGUCUCUCCCUCGCUCAUUUCAUACAUAUUUGCAAUGUCGCAACCUGUUCUAGCAUUCGCUAAUCGAACUUUUAUCACGAGCUGCUCACCAUCUCGACUCGGCAUUCGCUUCUCCUGUGCUAGACUCGGGUCAUCCUGCACCAGAAGUGCUCACCGCAUUGCACGGCCUUUCCUGUCUACAGUCCCACCGCAUCCCCGCACAGACUCAGCGUCACUGUCGUCCCACGCCCACGCUCCUCUCGCCGCUGCAUCCUCGAGCUCGUUUCUCCGCCCAAGAGCCCUCCACUCCCGCCCUUCCGCAACCUCCUCCACCUCCGCCUCCGCUUCCGCGACUUCCGCGAUGGGGGAAACGGUGGAGUCCGCAAGGCCGCGCGUGCUGGUGGUGGGGAAGCAGCUGCCGCGCCUGGUGUCGGACCUGGAGCAGUUCGCGGCGCUCGUGCACCUGCCCACCGACGACAAGGCGGCGUGGGACGCGCUGCUGGACGCGCACGCGGGGGAGAUCCGCGCGGCGGUGACCAACAGCUUCUGGGGGUUCCCCGCGGAGCUGUUCGAGCGCCUGCCGAAGCUGGAGAUCAUCACCAACUUUGGCGUCGGCGUGGACUCAAUAGACGUGGCAAAGGCCAAGGAGAAGGGCAUCCACGUCACCAACACGCCGGACGUGCUCACGGAUGACGUGGCGGACCUGGCCCUGGGGCUGAUGCUGACUGUGUCGCGGCGGCUGGUGGAGGGCGACCGAUACGUGCGCGAGGGGCAGUGGGUGGCCAAGGGCAUGAUGCACCUUACGCAUAAGGUAUCAGGCAAGCGAGUGGGCAUCAUCGGUCUCGGGCGCAUAGGCAUGGCCAUAGCCCAGCGCGCAGCAGCCUUUAACUGCUCGAUUGCCUACUACAGUCGGAGCCAGCGCUCCGACGUGCCCUACGCCUACCACUCCUCGCCCGUCGACCUCGCCGCAGCAUCGGACUUCCUUGUUAUAGCCUGCCCCCUUACCCCGGAAACGACCCACAUUGUGAACACACCAGUGCUGGAAGCGCUAGGUCCAGCUGGGGUCCUGAUCAACAUCGCCCGGGGGAAGAAUGUGGAUGAGCCGGCGCUUGUGGCGGCCCUGAAGGAAGGGAAGGUGGGGGGUGCGGGGCUGGAUGUGUUUGAGGAUGAGCCGAAUGUGCCUGGGGAGCUGAUGGGCAUGGACAAUGUGGUUCUGCAGCCGCACGUGGGCAGUGGCACGUUUGAGACCAGGGGGGUCAUGGCGGAUGUGGCGCUGGAGAACCUCAAGGCGCACCUGGCAGGGCAGGCGCUGAAGACGCCUGUGUGAUGUGCUGAUGAUGGUGGUGGGGUGGUGCAGCUGCUGCAGCUGGUGGUGGUGAUGAUGUGAUGGAAACGAGUGAUUUUUUAUGUGCAUUGGGGGUUAUUGUGUAGAUACCGCUUAUCUUAGGUGCUGCUGGAACGCUGUGUUUUGAUUGUUCAUAUGAUUGCGCAAUAUCAUGUGUACUAAAAUUUGUCAAGAAAC